UCAGUUAAGCAUGGGUUGAGCAUUAGAAAGCAUAAGUAAAAGAAAGUUAAGUAAAACGUUUAAGUUACCUAAUACUUUACGAUAUAUCUUUUUUCUCAAAGUGUUUUUUAUUACAUAUGUGGUUUAACCCUAAAGUAACAUUAAUUUUACUAUUGAGUUACUCGUGAAGAAUCAUGAUAGCAGGAAACGCUUCCAUUUUCUACCCGUUAUAUGGCGCAUGGAACGUUUUCACUAGUUACUGCAGAUGUUGAGUGUGGAGCGUUCUCAUUGGCUGCUAAUGUGAAACGCUUUUAUGUGAUCAUGAGAAGCGCCAAGUGCGUGUGGCUAUUUUCUACAGACAAGUGUAUGUUACGAAAUACAUCUGGCACGUUACUACGUUUUCAGACGCGGAAGAAUGAACAAGUGAAUACUAUAUUCGACGUUAAUAGUUAUUUCUCGUGUACUAAACUUACAAGUUGAACGAAAAUAACAUAAAUAAUUCUUUGUGUAAGCUUUAGUAAUAUAAAUCAGACAUUUUCAUUAUUUUUAAUUAAUAAUAAUGGUAAAAUUGCCUGUUGCGAUUUGUCAAAGUGAAUAGUGCUUUGGUGGACAAUACAUCGAGGGUUGUUCUUAUAUUUAUGACUCAUACCGAGUAAUCUCGAACAAUAUAAAACAAAUAAGUGUAAAGUGUAAAGUGUAAAGUGUAAAGUAAAGUAAAUAACUUAUAUUAAAUCAAUGACGUUACAACGGAAUACAAUCAAAAAUUCUUCUUAAUAAUUACUAUUAAGAUUUAAGAUCAUGGAGAAAAUGAAUAAUUUCAAUAGUGACCUUUUCUUGUCAGAAAGUGAUUACGAUGGGAACGAUGGCGAUUAUAAUGAUAAUGAAGUUACCAAAUAUCAUGACAAACAGAGUAAUAAUUUUAAAGCAAAAACGAAAAAGAAAUAUCGUACUUCAGCUUCUGAAAGUAUAGCAAAGAAAAAGAAACGAAGCAAAAAAGUAACCGAUAUAAUGUCUAAUGUCAACAAAGAAAAAGAAGCUUCGACAUCGAAUGCUAAUAACUAUGAUAACGACGACUAUCCUCAAAACUUUAAUGAAAUGAAUAAUGAUUCUGAUUUUGAGGUGAAACAUACAUCUCAUGAUUCUUUUUAUGACUUUAACAAAGAUGCACAAAUUGAUAGAAUACAUGAAACUUCCCCUUUUAAUAUUGAAGCAUCUGCUUCAAAUAUUUCAAAAGGGAUUAAGCAACAUCGUUUGUCGAGUGAUGAUACUGAUAAUGAUGAUCAAAAAAGACGUAGUAAUUCAUAUGAUGAUCAUGACGACAAUGAUGGUGACAGAAAUAGUAGUUUCAUUAAAGACAAUAUAUAUGAUAUCGAUAAAACUACUGAAAAGAAUAGACAAAUUCUUUAUGAGGAUUUCAAUAAAGAACAGUUUGAAAGUUCAUAUGAGAUGGCAGAAAGUUUUAGUGAUGAUGCACCUACAUUCAAUAUAUCCAACAGUAACAAAAUAAAGUACAAUGAAUCAUUUGAAAGUGAUAAAUCAUUAAAAAGGAGUAAAAAUAACGAUGAAAAUUCUGCUAAGAAAUUAUGCUUGGGUAAAGUAGGAAAUACAUCAAUCACAACUGAUAGUGCUACAAAUGGAAAAGGAAAAGUGGAACGAAUGAUGGAAAAAAUGGGAUAUCAGGCUGGUAAAGGUCUUGGAAAAAAUAAUCAAGGUCGAUUAGAGCCAGUACAAUCGUCAAAGCAACAUGGACGAAGAGGAAUUGGACUUUCUUAUCCUGAACUCGAAGCUGCAAGAUUAAAGUGGAAUCCUGAUGAAGAAAUUGUACAAAUUAAAGAAGAAAUGGAAUGGAUAAAAAAUACACAUCGUCAUAUACCAACUUUUAAAGAAAUGCAUGAUUGGAUGGUAUUAGGGCCAAAAAAAGAAACAAUAGAAGAUGAAACUAAAUUUUGUGAGGCAAAAAUAGUGAAAGAUAUCAUCAAUUCAAAGACAAUAUUUAAUAACAUUAAUAAAAUAGAAAUGCGUAAAGCAAGAACGCGUUGUAAUCCAUAUGAAACAAUUCGAAAUGCAUUCUUCUUAAAUCGCGCUGCUGUUAAAAUGGCAAACAUUGACAAAGCUUGUGAUUUUCUAUUCACCAAACCAAAUAAUUUAAAAAACAACGAGCUUCUAUAUUUCGCAGAUGUAUGUGCUGGUCCUGGUGGAUUUAGUGAAUAUGUCUUGUGGAGAAAAAAGUGGCAUGCUAAAGGAUUUGGUUUUACUUUAAAAAAUGAGAAUGAUUUCAAACUAGGUGAUUUCUAUGCUGGAUCACCAGAAACUUUUCAUACCUUCUAUGGUCCAAAGGGUAAUGGGGAUGUAUGUGAUAUAAGUAACCAAGAGGCUUUUAGAGAUUUAAUUAUGAAACAUACUCAUGGCAAGGGUGUACAUUUUAUGAUGUCAGAUGGUGGAUUUUCAGUGGAAAAUCAAGAAAAUAUUCAAGAAAUUAUGUCUAAACAAAUAUACUUGUGUCAAUGCUUAGUAGCUUUAAUGAUAGUAAGAAAUGGAGGAAAUUUUGUAACAAAACUAUUUGAUCUCUUUACGCCUUUUAGUGUAGGAUUAAUAUAUUUGAUAUAUCGUUGUUUUGAUGAAGUGUGUAUUUUCAAACCGAAUACUUCAAGGCCUGCUAAUUCAGAAAGAUACUUGAUAUGCAAAGGAAAACGACACGAUACAAAUGAUAUUGUAAAAUAUUUAUUUUAUGCAAACAAAAUAUUAUUAAAAGGAGACGUAAAUAAGGAUGUUACAGAACUAGUUCCAUUAAAAGAAUUAGAAAUAGAAAAAGAAUUUGUACAAUAUUUGAGAAAAUCUAAUAAUAAUCUUGGAAGUAAACAAAUUAUAGGUCUUCUUAAAAUCGCUGCUUUUUGUGAAGAUAGUACACUCAUAGAACCAAGGCAAGCAGAUAUGCGACGAGAAUGCUUAAAAUAUUGGGAACUACCAGAUGAAAGUCGCACUGUACCAACUUCUUGUAAACCACAAGAAAAUAUCAAAAAUCUUAUAAAAAAUCGUGAUAAUGUGCUUUCACAUCAGCAAGAAAAAUUAACAUAUGUAAAUAUUCGGCAAACUGUAUUGCAUACACCAUAUGACUGGCUAUGUACACCUUGUGGUACUGGAGAAUUCAAUAAAUUAACUACAUUUUAUAUGGGUAUGGGAAGAAGAAAAGUAUAUCGUUAUAUGAAUAAUAGCUGGGAGCAAAUUAAUGACCUUAAAAUAGAAUUACCUCCUGACACUCUUGUCUAUGCAGAAAUAAUAAGUGAAAUUGCAAAAGAAAGAAAAAGUCAACGCAAAAUUUAUGCACUACAUAUCUUGGAUGCUUGGAUACUCGGCGGAGAAGAUAUAAGUCAAAAAUAUUUACCAGACAGGCAUGAACUUAUAAAAAAAUUUUGCGAAGCUUUAUGGAAACCAUUUCCUAAUGAUUUCGCAAGAGUACGCGCAAAGGAACUAUAUGCAUUUAGUCCUGAUAUUAACAAGAAAUUGAAACUUAUUCAACGUUAUAUGAAAAAUAACAAACCAGAAUUAACGUGCGAUAUACCAAAAACACCUUUGGAUGAUGAAGAAACAUUAUAUUUCGUACCAAACAGCAUCAUCUUUUUAAGAAGUACUAGUCGACCUUGGUUCCGAUAUUACAGCAAAAGUCAACAUGAAACAUAUAUUCAUAAUCAAAAAACUAACGAAUCACAUUUCGAUAGAAGAAGGCCACCAGCAGCAGAAGCUAAAUUUGAUGAAACGUUUUGUAAUAGUAUGAUAUGGUAUUGGCCCCAUGAUGAAGUACUUUCAAUGGAUACAGUUAUUCACUCUAUUAGAGAGAAAUGUCCAGAAUUAAUAGAUAGUAAAUAAUUAUAAUAUAAUUUUAUAUAUAUGUAUAUAUAUAUAUAUAUAAAAGGUUGUUCAUUAUUUGAGCCAAUCAUUUGCCAAAUCGAUUAAGUUUACAAAGUAAAAAGUAGACAAAAUUGAACACAAAUAAUGAACAUCGUCGUAUCAUUUAUUAUUGAACGGCCAUAAAAAUUGUUCUAAUUUAGUAGCAUGAGAAUUAGUUAUUAGGCAUAUUUAGUUUAAAUAUAAAAAAUUAAAUGUUGAUCAAGUACUUUGAUAACAAAAAUUAUUUGAUUCUAAAAGUCGAGUUUAUCACUUUGGCCUGUGAUCAAUUGGUUCAUUUAUAAUAAUGAUACUCAAUUUUUGUUUAUAGUUUAUUUAAGCAGCUAGUUAAAAUUAAUCAUUUGAGUACGGACUCGUUUCUUACAGCUUUUCACAUAGUUAGCAAGGAAAGCUUUUUCUUUUUUCUUCUAGAGCAUUUUUUAUAGUGAAUAAUUAAUAUUAUUGUUCAUUUCACAAUCUGUAUCUGACCAAAUAGAAUUUGGCUUUAUAAAUAACAGUUGAUAGAACAAAUCUAACUUUAAUUGUGCUCUUUA
Molecule: messenger RNA, 4415 nt
Organism: Polistes dominula (European paper wasp)
Lineage: Eukaryota; Metazoa; Arthropoda; Insecta; Hymenoptera; Vespidae
Gene: Cmtr1
Product: Cap methyltransferase 1
Biological process (GO): methylation; 7-methylguanosine mRNA capping
Cellular component (GO): cytoplasm; nucleus
Molecular function (GO): methyltransferase cap1 activity; nucleic acid binding
Source: RefSeq, a predicted model, not a curated record